Molecule: messenger RNA, 1431 nt
Organism: Daldinia childiae
Lineage: Eukaryota; Fungi; Ascomycota; Sordariomycetes; Xylariales; Hypoxylaceae
Exons: 1
Coding region: 1-1431 (476 amino acids)
Source: RefSeq, a predicted model, not a curated record
AUGUCUACGUACGGAAGCUACAUUCCUCCCUUUCGCCGUGGAGAUUCACAGGCAACUGGCAGUACAUCUGAUACACCAGAGUCAUCUACUAUCCCUUCCAACAACUCAUCAUCAUAUCAACCUUUCAACAACGGAGGCAGUAGAGGCGAUAUGAGUGGUCGAGGAUUCCGUGGAGGACGAGAUCGUGGAGGACGUGGCCGUGGCCGUGGUCGCGGAAGAGGUACCUAUAGCAACCCGUUCUCCCAAGGUCGCAACCAACAGCAACAGAGUCAGUUCGACGAUGUUGACUUCUACGAUCAACACGCAAUUGCGAAGUAUUUUUGUGGCGAAGAGGGACUUGAAGCCAUUUCACACUAUAACUCGAGCACCUUCCACGGCUCUAUGGAGCAUCCAGACCAGUUGUCUUACAUGCUGCUCUUCACUAACGCCAACCCCCGCUGGCCUGGUGACCGCAUCAUAUUUGCCAAAUCCAAGCUUACUUUGUUACCGGAGUACAGCUCAAAGAAGACGGAAUAUGGGGAUUGGCCACUCCCUAAACAGCCUGAGGAGUCCCAAGAUUCCCACGCAACUACGAAUAAGAUUCUUACGGAAGAGGUAUUUCAAUCCACUGCUCAGGACAACGAAGCUGGCCAGGUUGCGACUGCUAUUGAAUCAUUGUCCGUCGCCGAUGAGGAGAAAACAAGGGCAACCACGUCCUCUGAUGCGACCCAGACAGAUGAGGCACCCGUUACGGAAACAUCGUCUAGUUCCAGCAGCCGCAUGAAGUUCAGCGAUGUUCGUAACCUACCACCUGAGGAACAAGAGCGUAUAGUAGAGGAGCAGAAGCAGCAACGCCUAAAGCUUCGACUUCCACAGGUACCUAGCUUUCCCACCAUCCCACCUAUCGACUACGCCCCAUCUGCGCACGCGCCUGUCGCGGCAUUUGAAGAGCGUCGCUCCCACGAGUACGGACGCGGCAAUCCACGAUUCAUUUUCGCAGGUUGGUACCAUAUCGCGCGCAUCAAUGUGCUGGCACCGCACUCCGCAGAGCUCGUGCGCAUGCAGCAGCAAAAGUGGGAGCGUCGCGACCGCUAUGGCAACGUUAUCCCCAGCAAGUCUCGUGACGCCUCCGCAUGGAAUGCAGCACUUGGUACAGAAUGGGCAGUCGUUAAGUUUGAGAAAAUUGGCGACAAGGAGGCGCCCGCUACUCCUGCUAUCGAGAAGUUACCCAAACCUGAAAGCACUGCCGAGGCAGCUGGUGGGCGUAAAGGCGAGGGCGAGGGCGAGGCAGAGAAAAACUUACAGGAGAAUGUGGAAAUGAAGGAAGACAUAGUUGAAAAGACGGAUGUGGCAUCUGUCGCUGCAGGCGGGAGCGAAAACGAGAAUAUCCACACGAAAGGAUCAGACAAGCAGCCGGAAGCUGCUAAGGCAGAGACCAGUGAAGGAAUUUAA